This is a messenger RNA of Penicillium waksmanii, 1062 nucleotides long. RefSeq names its product MDR family NADP-dependent oxidoreductase. The transcript has 3 exons. Bases 1 to 1062 code for a protein of 353 amino acids. NCBI's taxonomy places the organism in Eukaryota, Fungi, Ascomycota, Eurotiomycetes, Eurotiales, Aspergillaceae. The record is from RefSeq and is a predicted model, not a curated record. Gene Ontology annotation, molecular function: oxidoreductase activity, acting on the CH-CH group of donors, NAD or NADP as acceptor.
AUGUCCAGAGCCAACAAAGCUUUAAUCUAUAACAAGGUGCCCACAGGCCUACCUGUUCCAGGGCAAGACCUAGUCGUGAAAGAACGAUCAUUCGAUCUAGAUCGACAGCCUCCAGCUGGAGGAGCAACAGUACGCCAGCUAUAUGUCAGCCUCGACCCCUACAUGCGGGGCCAAAUGCGUGACCCUAGCGUCAAAUCUUACAACCAGCCUUACGCACUUGGAGAGCCUGUCACGGCCUACUGCCUCGUACAAGUGAUCAAGUCGGACCAUCCCAAGUAUCAGGCAGGAGAUCUGGUGUUCAGUCGCUUGGCUGUGGAGGAGUAUACCACUGCGACAAGAGAAGACUUGGAUACGAAUCAGACAUACAAGAUUGAUAACAAGUACAAUCUCCCGCUCUCGAAUUUUGUGGGUAUACUGGGGAUGCCCGGUAUCACUGCCUAUGCCAGCCUGUAUGAAAUCGGUGCCCCUAAAAAGGGUGAGACGAUUUUUGUUUCUUCUGCUGCAGGUGCGGUGGGACAGGUUGUCGGCCAGCUUGCCAAACAGGAGGGCCUUCGAGUGAUUGGUAGCGUUGGAAAUGAUGAAAAACUAAAGUUUAUUACCGAGGAGCUUGGCUUUGAUGGCGGGUUCAAUUACAAGAAGGAGAAGUCAGCCAAUGCGCUGGCAAGGCUAGCGCCAGACGGUGUCGAUAUUUACUAUGAAAAUGUCGGAGGUGAGCAGUUGGAGGCUGCCCUAGAUGCGAUGAACUUCUUUGGAAGAAUUGUUGCUUGCGGCAUGGUAUCUCAAUACAAUCUAGCCCCGGAAGCGAGAUACGGAAUCAAGAAUCUUUUCCAUGUCAUCUCGAAGCGCAUCAAGAUGCAGGGGUUCAUCCAAGGAGAUCCAAACAUGGGACCCAAAUACUCGAAAGAACGAGAUGAGAAGGUAUCAGCGUGGCUGGUAGACGGAAGCAUUAAGACAAGGGAGGAUAUUACUGUCGGAAUCGAGAAUGGCCCUGAAGCAUUCAUCGCCAUGUUGAGUGGGCAAAAUAAGGGCAAAGCAACUCUUAAAAUCGCGGAUCCUGAGUGA